Molecule: messenger RNA, 3444 nt
Organism: Durusdinium trenchii
Lineage: Eukaryota; Dinophyceae; Suessiales; Symbiodiniaceae
Source: the annotation of a GenBank genome assembly
AUGGCCAAUGUGGCAUGCCUUUGGCCCAGUCAUGUGGAGCUGGUGACUGCACGUGGUCGUGACCCGCGGGGUCCGCCCGUCCCUCUUCAGUCUCGAAGCCUCCCUUGGACGUCCUCCAAUGCAUGGAUCUCAAGGUCCAACGUAGGCGUUGCAAGCCUACUGUGUGGUCUGUGGGCGGGCCUCCGGCGGAGCGAGCCGCGAGUGGCGCGGCUCGCGGAGGAGGGUCAACAGCAGGAAUACCUGGAGGAGUUCGAUGCCCUGGGCCGAGAGCUCACGGGAAAGGCCAUCAUUGUCGGCUGGGAUCCUGGUCGCAAGAACCGAGUUGCGAGCCCAGACGGGCCGAGCUUCUCACCCGAGGAGUCGAUGGAGGAGCUUGAGGGCCUUUGUAAGACCUUGGGCCUUGAGGUGAAGGAGUGCGUGCUGCAACAGUGGAGGCCGACCCAGGGGCGUUUGCCCAUCGGCAGCGGAAAGGCAGAGGAGUUGAGGCAACAGGUGAAGUACGACCCUGAAAUCGGGGUGGUGGUCUUCGACCAGGACAUGUCUUACCGGAUGCUGAUGACGCUCAAGGGUCGAAUUGCGCCCAACGGCGAAUGCGUCAUCCUCGACCGGACGUCUUUGAUUCUCAGGAUAUUUGCACAAAGAGCGAGGACAAAGGAAGCCAAACUUCAAGUUAAGCUUGCGAGCCAGCGCUACAUGUUGCCGCGCCUCCGGUACUACCUGACCACGGGCGCUGGCAUGGAAGCCCAAGGUGGUAGUGUUGGCGCUGGAGGGUCUGCCUCGGGCGGCGGCGCCUAUCUAAAAGGAAAAGGAGAGACCCAGUUGCAGAUGGACAGGACCUUGUUGAAGCGGAGGAUUGCAGCCUGCACCAAACAGCUGGAGGAGGUGCGGAAGGUGCGGGCAAGACAGCGUGAACGUCAUGUGGAGCUUGGAUUGCCCAUCAUUUCAUUAGUGGGAUACACCAAUGCUGGAAAGUCCACCUUGAUGAAUGCUUUGGCACAAAGUACUGAGGUGAAGACCAAGGAUCGUCUCUUUGAGACCUUGGACCCCACACGACGCUCGGUCACGCUGCCAGGUGGCCGCACCGUGAUGCUGGCAGACACAGUGGGUUUCAUCCAGAGGCUUCCAGAGCAGCUGGUCGCAGGCUUCAGGGCCACUUUGGAGGAGGUGGUUGAGACGACCAUGAUCCUGCACGUGGUGGACGUCUCUUCUCCAACUGCUGCUCAGCAGAUCGCCAGUGUGUUGAAGACGCUGAAGCGGCUGCCGAAGUUCAAGCCGGAUACUCCGCAGAUCAUGGUCUACAACAAGGUGGACAAACUGGAAGGAGGAAUAGCUGAAGAGCUAGAGCAAAGCCUGAGCUAUCCACAUCCCGGUAUCGUGGGGCAUGUCCAGAUCUCUGCCUUAAAGGGUACGGGCUUCCAUGCCUUGGCGGAGGCUAUUGAAGACACCCUCAUCAAACACACCGACUAUGGUGCUGCACAACUGCGGCUCCUGGCGGCCGAGAAGCUAUCCGCGAAUGCAUUGAAGCAAGUGCUGGAUAGCAUGACGCGUUUGGACUACCUCUCUGAUGAGCAUGUGGGUUUGUUGGGGACUGCGGGUCUCAACACGGAGGCGCUCUCCUUGUCCCGCACAAAGCUGCUGAGGACUCAUGAUGCUGCGUUCCAAGACCUGACAAAGAUGCAGGCCGAGAUGUCCAGCCUGGCAGAUUCCAUGAAGGAACUCGUUGAGGCAGAAGCCUGUGAUGUCAUCAAGGUGGUGGGAGGACACAAGGACCUCACCCGAGAUGUUUUGCUACUUCGCUCCGAGAUCGCGUUGCGCGAGUCCCUCCUCCAAUGCCUACCAGAGCUGCGUGAUGCGGGUGAGGAGGAGAGGCAACGCUUGUGGCUGGUGUGGACCGAGCGGCCUUUUAGCUGCGAGGCGCCUUGGCGCCUCGGUUGGCCGGUUGGGUGUUUGUCGUUCGCCUCCUUCGAGAAAGAGGACAAAGUCCCGUGUACCUUCCACGAGCCUUGGUUCUGGCGGGCUCUCCGCCGCCCAUCUCUUACGCACGCUUUGUCGCUUCGCAUGGCGGCCAUGGCCAUGGCGGCCGCGGAUGGGAGCCGCGAAGGCGACCCGGCGAUUGGAGUUGAUCCUCGCAGGGAGCCAUGUGGCACGAAAGCGAAAAGAAGCCACUCAGCUCCUGAAACUGGCUGGCUGGACCUUUGCGCUUCAUUUGCUCAAUCGCUUGGAGCACAGCAACUGGGCCAAUGGAAUCUGGCAAAUGCCAGGAAAUUCAGGGGAGGUGGAAACUGCAAGUCUCAAAAGCCUGGGUCAUUUGGUUUCAUUGACUUGGAUAUCAUCAUCAUUUCAGGGUCAUUGACCGUUAUACAGAUGCCCAAAGGCCCAAAGGGGGUGCCUCAGGGAGAUGUGACGGGACGAAUGGGAGGUGUUGUGGUUCCUGACCUGGUUGCCUGGAGCGCCGCCCAAAACCGCUUGGCCAAGCAGUUGGCUUGGCGCCAAGCUGUGGCCCUCUUGGGCGAGGUGCAGCAACGGCGUCUGCAAGUGGAUGCUGUCCUCACAGCGGUGACGAUCAACGCUUGUCGUGACCGCUGGCAGCAGGCAUGCGCAAUCCUGGCCAAUGCGACCAGGCGAAAUCUUUCAAGCCAAGUCGCUUGCAGUUCGAGCAUUCUGGCUUGUGGUAUGGCGACGGAGUGGCGGCAAGCUUUAGCGGUACUUUCAGAGGCGAAGAGAUGCCUAAAUGUGACCACAUACAGCUGUGCAGUGUCAGCCAUGGAGAAGGCCGCUCAAUGGCAGAAAGCCUUGCAACUUCUGCGACAAGCAGAAGGGCAACAGGUGAUGCCGGACCUGGUGCUGUACUCCUCAGUCAUCAGUGCCACCGAAGCAGCAGGAGGCCGCUGGCAGCACGCACUGCAGCUGCUGGAGGAUGCACGACACUGGAGGAUCCAAGCAAACCUGGUGAUGCUCAGUGCCGCCAUCAGUGCGUUGGAAAAGGGUAGCGAAUGGCAACGAGCACUUCGGCUUCUUGCAACUGUGGGGCGCCCUGACCUCGUAGCAUGUAAUGCCGCGAUCUCUGCCUGUAAGCAGGGUUCUGCUUGGGAAUUGGCGCUGUCAUUGACACCAGAGGCGGCCCUUUAUGGGCUGAACUCAACCCUGCACAGCCUGGCCUUGAGCCACCGGUGGAAAGAGCAUCUUGCAAGGAAGACAGUGGGUAUGGCGAACAGAAGAACACGCCAGUUGCCCUGUGGAACAAGAACAACACCUGCGGAUCCUCAUGGAUCUUCAUGCAUAGCUGGAGAGGCUGACAUGGGGUGGAUCAGGUGUUCAAAUCUCAGCUCUUUUGAUUGCAGCUUCCCAUCUUUUUCUGGCAUGUCUGAACACAGACCUCGUGGUGACAACCUUGAUAACUUGAGGGAAGCACCAGGAAGCGAUUUCCCCAGAUUCCCAGAUUGA